AUGGCACCCACUCUCGGCAAUGGCUUCUCAAUACCGGUGGCCCUCAACUGUGAUUUCUCAAAGGAGAUUACCCUGAACAAUGACUUCACAAUGCCGACAGUCGGUCUUGGCCUCUUUCGCAUGGAAGGCAAGGACGUAAAAGAUAUCCUCUUUCACGCCAUCAAGAUUGGCUAUCGCCAUUUCGACUGUGCAGCCAAGUACAAGAACGAGGUAGAAGUUGGCGAAGCGCUGGCGGAAGCAUUUCGCAUCGGGCUCGCAAGGAGGGAGGAAAUUUUCAUUACCACAAAGCUGUGGAAUUCGGACCACGGGCAUGUGAUUGAGGCAUGCAAAGACAGUUUGAAAAAGCUUCAGCUGGACUACUUGGAUCUCUACCUGGUUCACUUCCCUGUGGCCACCAAGCAUACAGGUGUGGGAGCAUGCACGAGCGCGUUGGACGACAACGGAGUGCUGGACAUAGACACCACCAUAACCCUGGAAGCGACCUGGCGCGGCAUGGAGGAUUUAGUUUCCAUGGGCUUAGUUCGCAGCAUUGGCAUCAGCAACUACAGCCUCCUCCAGACGAGGGAAUGUCUGGCAUACUCCAAGAUGAGACCUGCUGUGAACCAGAUCGAGCUGCACCCGUACUUCCAACGCGAAUCCCUCAUCAAGUUCUGCCAGAAGCACGGCGUCUGCGUCAUGGCACACACGCCCCUAGGAGGCGCCACAGCCAACACCAUUACGUUUGGGUCGGUCUCUUGUCUGGAUGACCCGAUUCUAAAGGGUCUGGCUACAAAGUAUAGGAAGACGGUAGCUCAGAUCGUGCUAAGGUGGAGCAUUCAACGGAACACGGUUGUCAUCCCAAAGACAUCGAAACCCGAGAGGCUGGAGGAGAACUUUCAAGUUUUCGACUUUGAGUUGGAAAAAGAAGACAUGGACUUGAUAAAAAGCUUGGACCGGAACUACCGGACAAAUCAACCUGCAAAGUACUGGGGUAUCGAUAUAUAUGCAUGA
Eucalyptus grandis is the source of this 990-nucleotide messenger RNA. Its product is annotated as NADP-dependent D-sorbitol-6-phosphate dehydrogenase-like. The coding region runs from base 1 to 990 and encodes 329 amino acids. NCBI's taxonomy places the organism in Eukaryota, Viridiplantae, Streptophyta, Magnoliopsida, Myrtales, Myrtaceae. The record is from RefSeq and is a predicted model, not a curated record. Gene Ontology annotation, molecular function: oxidoreductase activity. The transcript has 6 exons.